Naegleria gruberi is the source of this 757-nucleotide messenger RNA. RefSeq lists its product as uncharacterized. Gene Ontology annotation, molecular function: RNA binding; structural constituent of ribosome. The transcript has a single exon. The record is from RefSeq and is a predicted model, not a curated record. Lineage: Eukaryota; Heterolobosea; Eutetramitea; Acrasida; Naegleriidae. The coding region runs from base 11 to 658 and encodes 215 amino acids. Gene Ontology annotation, cellular component: large ribosomal subunit. Gene Ontology annotation, biological process: translation.
UACAUCUAAAAUGUCCAAGUUGAGCAGUGACGAUCUCAGAGAAAGCGUUCAAAAGGUUUUGACUGAUAAGAAUAAGAGAAAAUUCGUUCAAACCGUUGAUCUCCAAAUCAAAUUGAAGAACUACGAUCCAUCCAAGGAUAAGCGUUUCAAUGGUUCUUUGAAGUUGCCAAACUACGUCAAGAAGAACUUGAAGGUCUGUAUUUUGGGUGACCACAACCAUUGCGAACGUGCAAAGGAAUUAGGUAUCCCAUUCAAGACUGUUGAUGACUUGAAGAAUACCAAUAAGAACAAGAAGAUUGUCAAGAAGUUGGCUGACUCCUAUGAUGCUUUCUUGGCUUCUGACUCUUUGAUCAAGAGAAUUCCUAGAUUGUUAGGUCCUGGUUUGUCCAAGGCCGGUAAGUUCCCUCUCGUCUUGGGUCAAAAUGAUGAUAUCCCUGCUAAGAUUGAAGAAUUGAAGAAGACUGUCAAAUUCCAAUUGAAGAAGGAAAUUAACUUGGCUACUGCUAUUGGUAACGUUGAAAUGCCAGAAGAAGAAGUCCAACAAAACGUAACUAUUGCUUUGAACUUCUUGGUUUCCUUGUUGAAGAAGAACUGGCAAAACGUUGGUGCUGCCAACAUUAAGGCAACCAUGGGUAAGCCACAAAAGAUUUAUCCAUAAAUCCUCUGAACCAAAUUCUCCACACCAAUACUCCAAGUUUCAACACGCAAGUGUACUUGGAUGCUGUUGGAAGUCACAAUAAAAGCAGAUGUAAACAAA